UGAUAAAAAAAAAACGUAUAAUCAAACGUUAUUAUUGGAGUUAUUCAAUUAAGCAAACAGACAAUUAUAAAAGCGAACGAGUCAUUCACAAGCAUUCAAUAGAAGAACAUUGUUUUAUAUUGAAUCUAUGUAUAUACACGUAUAUAUGUUCAGUGAUUCGUGAGUUUUAAACACUAAAGCGGAGCAAAAGAAUAAAAAAAAACAAAAUUAAACUGGUUAAUCAUUUGGGCAACAAACGAUGUUGGUUACUGUAUUGCUGUUAUUUAUCCUCAUUAUAUUGGUGUGGAAUUAUUAUGCACAUUAUGGAAGAAACGGGCGACUCAUCGACCUUAUACCAGGUCCAUCAGGUUUUCCGAUUCUUGGAAAUGUUUUGCAAUUUCUUGGUUCACAAGAAGAACUAUGGAAAAUAGUGUCUACUUUUAAUAAACAGUAUUCCAUUUUUAAAAUUUGGUUCUUCUUUCGGCCCUCUGUAUUCAUCAAUCAUCCGGAUGAUCUAGAGACAAUACUAGGCAGCUCGCAACACAUCGAAAAGGGAAUGAUUUAUGAUGCUAUAAAACCUUGGCUCGGUACUGGUCUUCUUACUAGUGGAGGUAAUGAUAUUAACAUAACUAACAAGGGACAUGACGCAACUGUCCGGCACCGAUUUAAUUCUUCAUAAAAUAUGUUUUUAAAC
Molecule: messenger RNA, 673 nt
Organism: Wasmannia auropunctata (little fire ant)
Lineage: Eukaryota; Metazoa; Arthropoda; Insecta; Hymenoptera; Formicidae
Product: cytochrome P450 4C1-like
Exons: 4
Coding region: 239-658 (139 amino acids)
Molecular function (GO): iron ion binding; oxidoreductase activity, acting on paired donors, with incorporation or reduction of molecular oxygen; heme binding
Source: RefSeq, a predicted model, not a curated record